Salmo salar (Atlantic salmon) is the source of this 1525-nucleotide messenger RNA. RefSeq names its product glutamate receptor U1. Lineage: Eukaryota; Metazoa; Chordata; Actinopteri; Salmoniformes; Salmonidae. Gene Ontology annotation, cellular component: membrane. The record is from RefSeq and is a predicted model, not a curated record. Gene Ontology annotation, molecular function: ligand-gated monoatomic ion channel activity.
CUAUUCAGAUUCACAACAACUCAUGGACUUCUUCCCAAUUGAAGCGUGGGCAUCGUUUUCGUGACGUUGCCAGCUAAGUCAUCUAUGACAAAUAGAAUCAUUCACCCUAGUUCCACUAAAUCGGUCCAGGUCUGAGAUAUUGCGUGUGACCAACGCAUGAAAGUAAAAACGUAAGCGAUGGAGACAGUUCCACAGUCCACUCCCGAUUUAAUCGUGGGAUACAAUAACAUAACAAAACAACAACUCUUAUUUUGGUGAAUGUAACAAUUAGACAGGACUUCAGCAACUUCAACACCAUGCUACGCUCCGACACCAAACACGUCUCGGUGAUGAACUUCGAUGAGCUGGCCAGACAGGACGUCAUUGACUAUGGAACAGUGGAAGGCGGCACCACGUUCAAUUUCUUCAAAAACUCCAACAACCCCACCUACCGACGCAUCUUCCAGCACAUGGAGAGGAAGAAGAGUUGUGUGCCUUCUGUGGAAGAGGGCAAUCGACGUGCCCAGGAAGGCAACUACGCCUUCAUUGGCGAAGCAGCGUCUCUGGACCUGGCUGUGGCUCGCUACUGCAACCUGAUCCGCAGCAGUGAACUCAUUGCCAUGAGAGGGUACUGCAUUGCAGCACCCCUAGGCUCCCCUAUGAUGAAGAACAUAACGGUGGCCAUACUGCAGCUGAGUGAGUCUGGGGAAUUGGCGUACCUGCAGAGUAAGUGGUGGGCCAACAGCUGUAUGCCAGACGGGGGCCAAGCCCCACAGGCCCUCCAGGCCCACCUCCUGAGGGGCCUCUUCAUGCUGCUGGCCCUGGGGUGUGGCCUGGGCCUCCUCAUUGCCCUCCUGGAGCUUGCCUCCAAGGCCCGCGACCAAGCCAAGGACCAGAAGAAAUCCUGCUGCUCAGUAUUGUCGGCAGAGCUGAGUCAACGUUUCAGAUCGGGCAGGGCGAAUGCAGGCACAGAGACGUCAGAGAAGAGCAAAGCGUAAAGGAUCUGUUUUACUGAUUGGCUCCGAAAAGCACCAUAUAGUUUGAUACGCAUAUAAACCAUGUGUAAGGGACCCUGGUCCUGUCCUUGGGAGCGGCAGUAUCUUCCAUAUCCUAGUAGUGUAUCACAGCAGUAACUUCUGUUUCAUAGUGUACGACACAGUUACCGAGUUCCCCAUGUGCACGUACAGUGGCUUGUUAGAAUAGAUUCCAAUUAGAGUAUAUUCUACUAUAUAUUCCACUCUGAAAAUGUAUUAUUAAGCCACUAUAGAAAAAAGCAACAAUAACAUUUCAUGCUCUCAGAGGACAUGGGCCUCCCACUGCAGAAAUAGACUACUAACAGUUUGUUUUUUAUAUAUAUUAAGUUGAUACAGGCUUUGCAACUAACCUCCAGAUAAGUUAUUUUAGCAACUGUAUUUUCAAUAGUUUUUUUGUUGAUAUGUACUGCCAAAAUAUCUCAUGUGCUACUAAAUCUGGUGGCUUUUGAGUUGUUUCAUUAACCGUUCUAUAUGUUUCACUUUAACCAAAUUAAAUCCCUAGACAACCCAAA